CAUCACAACUACCCACGAAGCCCAUUUACACACACAUCACAUCUAUAUAUGCCAUUUCCAUUAACACGCUAAAUUUUCUACGGAAUCACGAUGAAGCUUGUUUGGUCUCCAGAAACAGCCUCGAAAGCUUACAUAGACACAGUAAAAUCAUGUGAGAGUUUCAAAGAAUCCAGCGUAGCUGAGCUCCUCUCAGCCCUGGCCGCUGGUUGGAACGCAAAAUUGAUUGUCGAAGCCUGGUCUUACGGAGGUCCAAUAGCAACAAGCAUCGGCCUAGCUGUAGCCGCUCGUCACACAUGCGGACGACACGUCUGCGUAGUCCCAGAUGAACGUUCAAGAUUAGCGUACGUUAAAGGGAUGAACGAGUCUGCAGGCAUAUCAGCAACAGAAGUGAUAGUAAGAGAAGCAGAAGAGGCCAUGGCGGAACUAGUCGGCGUAGAUUUCUUGGUUGUUGAUUAUAAACGUAAAGAUUUUGUUAGGGUUUUGAGGUUUGCAAAGGUUAGCAAUAACGGUGCCGUUCUAGUCUGCAAAAAUGCAUGUCAAGGCAAUAACAUUUCUGGGUUGAGGUGGAACGCGGUUCUGGAGAGAGGGACACGUGUCGUGAGAUCGGUGUUCUUGCCGGUAGGGCAAGGAUUAGAGAUGGCGCACGUAGGGAGUAAAGUCAAGGGAGAAAAAAAUUUAAAAAAUAGUCCAACUCGUAGCCGUUGGAUCAAGCAUAUUGAUCAACGAUCGGGAGAGGAGCAUGUCUUUCGAGGAAAAUUUAGAGCCGAAGUUGACUGACUUUUUUUUUGUCCAAGUUUGAAUCUUUCUUCUUCAUCCAUGUCCAAAGUCAAAGUCAGAGGGUUUAAUUAAUAUGUUCCUUUUGUAAUUCAGGAGGACAUCUCAUAAUUCAAGUAUGAAUAAUGUAAAUAUUUGCAAAUGUAAUAAAAAUUAAAAAUGUUUUUUUAUUCAACA
Mangifera indica (mango) is the source of this 951-nucleotide messenger RNA. RefSeq lists its product as uncharacterized. Bases 91 to 777 code for a protein of 228 amino acids. The record is from RefSeq and is a predicted model, not a curated record. The transcript has 2 exons. Lineage: Eukaryota; Viridiplantae; Streptophyta; Magnoliopsida; Sapindales; Anacardiaceae.